Molecule: messenger RNA, 2269 nt
Organism: Heterotrigona itama
Lineage: Eukaryota; Metazoa; Arthropoda; Insecta; Hymenoptera; Apidae
Source: the annotation of a GenBank genome assembly
CGAGCGAGCGAGCAAGCAAACAAACAAACGAACAAACAAAAACGAAAGAGGAAAGUGUGUGAAAAGGGUGAAAAGAGAAAAAUAGAAGGAAAAGGAGAAAAAAGACAGUUGACAGUUUACUGCGAGAUUGCACGAGUCGCGCAAGCAACGAAUUCGCGGCUACGUGAGAGUCAUUCGUCCAGUCUAGAUUCCGAAUCGAUUCCUCCGUACGUCUAACACGUUCGUGUCGCCGCUACACGGUGUACAGCCAACGAAUUAUGGGUUCGAUCGUUCUAAAGUCUCUCUCGGUUCUUCUUGGAAUAUUCUUCGUUUUCGUCGGUACUAUGAAGCUAACUUCUCACAUUAGUAAGGAUCUUCACAAGGAUUUGAGGAAAGAGUACGUGAAAUAUGCAAAGGUGUUCCCAUUGUCUGGUACACUGGAUUUCAAAGUACCAAGUAAAUGGUACAGACGAGUCGUCGGAUCGCUCGAGAUUAUUUGUGGACUUGCAAUGGCUAUAGUUCCAAGUCACAAGAUAAAAAACGCAUCAAACGCGGUAUUAUUGCUACUGAUGUUAAUGGCUGUGUACUCGCACUAUAUGGUCAACGACAAGUUUGAAAGGAUCGCUCCGGCAUUGGUAUUCUUUUUCAUGCUAACAGGCAGACUGGUGAUAGAUUGGCAACUGAGACGAGAGGACGCGCAACCGAUAACGGCGAAUGGCGUAGACGAUAAAACCAAGAAGCAAGAUUGAAUUCGAAAUUUCUAUUUACGUAUUUGCACGAUUAAGAUCAUCGUCCCUGACCGAUCGUCACGUCAGUUAUCGCCUAAUAGUCGCGUUAAAAAAUAACUUUCCAUAAUGACACGCGCGACUUUUGUCUUUUGUCUUUCGUUCGAUUUUCAAUCUCUUAUGAUUCAUUCUCCAUCCAUAUUCUCCAUCAUAUGCUUCAAUAUGCCCUGUUGUUUCGCAACAACCUGUUUCUUUCUUUGCGCAUGUUCAAAUUGACCUGAACUUCACUUGUCGGGAAACGUGUUCCGAAUUCUGAGAAUCUCGAAAAUUAUAAAUUUCUAUCGUGUCCACCACGUUUAACGUUAACCAAAAAUGUCGUUUUAAACGCAAAAAUGUCGACAAAGAACGAUACUAAGUACUAGCUCAAGCAUAAGAUGUAAUAUCAACUGCCAUUCGAAUCAAUGUGUUCUUCUUAAUGUCGUGUAGAAACGAUAGAGAAACGAUAAACGCCCUCGGACGAUAAACACUGAAACAACGUCGCAUUAUAACGCACACGCGUGCUUUCUUCGUAUCUGUAUUUUUACAUUUUUCUUUCUCGUCGAGAGAGGGAAAACACGUAUUCGAACCGCGUGAAACGAACCGAAUGAAAACAACGUACAAAUUGAAAAUUACAAAUCGUACAAAUAGUUGAAGCAAUAAUAACAAGCUUUGUAUCAUCCGUCAUUGAACCACCAAACCACCUGUUGUUGUAAGACCUAUAAUUCUUUUUCUAGUCGUAGACCAUCUGUUUAAGCAGAACGACAUGUGUAACAUUCGUCAAUCGUAUAUUUAUCUUCCAAGUAGUAUUUAUCUAUAUCGUACAAGUUCGUUCACGAUCAAUAACGAGAUCAAUAAUGACAAGUUGAGCCGAGUACAUCUGCGAGGUAUUGUAAUACAAAAAUAAAGAUAGCGAAGAAACACGUGGUAAGAAGGCAUAUUCGUGUGUAUGUACAGUGAUACUUUUGUUGCAACAUUAAAACGCUAUUAAUCGCGCGAAAUUACGAAGAAACCAUUCGAGAAUCUUGCACACCCACCUGUCCGCACACGUUGUAAAAAAAACUAAAUGAUUCAACCAACGUUCUAAAACGACUAAAAUAGAAAAAAGAAAAAAUUUCAUCGUCUCGGUCCGAAUUACUCGUCCGAAUUAGAAUCCACUUCAGACUAUUAUUUCUUCUUUUUUUCUUUUUCAAUGUGAAAAUCUUCUUUAUUAAUUAAUGUACGAUAACUUGUUCGCUCGUAUAAAAUUCAACAAUGUGCGUGUACACGCGCGCACGUAUCCAUGCAUACAUGGCAUGCAUAUAUAUAUAUAUAUACACAUACACGUACGUAUGUAUACAUGCAUAUGUAUAUUUCGAAAUUACUACAUCAAUCAUUACGGUAAUAACAAUAUAAUAACGUUAAUUUUAGACAUCUCUAUAAAGCAAAUUUAUAAUUCAAAAAUAUCUUUAAUUUCGCGUGGCUGUAAUAAUGUAACAAUCCAAAUAAAUAACUUGUUAUUUUUACUUUCGCAUCAAUUAAUUUUAAAA